UCUUCGCAAAACAGCAAACGAUUUUCAGUUUCUAAAGGCAAUAGAGAAGCGGGAAUUGAAGUAGUAUUGAAAAAUACAACAAUUUCGCUGUUCAAACAGCUGCAACUGAACUCCGCUGCAGCCUAUUGAAAAGCACAUAGUAACAAUGAGUGAACUUAAAAAAAGGAAGAAAAAAUCCAAGGAGGAAAUUGCCAAGGAGUUUGAUUUACCUGAAAGAAAAAGUAAAAUCGCCACUAUAUACAAACAAGAUGGGCAGGCUUAUUGCUUAUGUAGAUCAUCAGACUCGUCGAGAUUCAUGAUUGGCUGCGAUGCUUGUGAAGAGUGGUAUCACGGCGAUUGUAUUAACGUUUCGGAAAAAGAAGCAAAACACAUUAAGCAUUACUACUGCCAGCGAUGCAAGGAAGAAGAUCCGUCGUUGCAAACGGUCUUUCGAUUGGUCCCAGUUGCUGGCCCAACGCCUAUUCCGGAGGAAAAAAAGCCUCCAAAGAAAAAGAAAGAAAAACCUAUUGGCAGUUCUUCGGAAAAGCGGUGCGGUAACUGUGAUGGUUGCCUUGCAGCGAAUUGUGGUAACUGUGACGGAUGUCUAGAUCAUACAAAACACGGCCGAAAACAACGGUGUGAGAUGCGCAUUUGUAGCAAUUCUAGUACUAGGAAAAAAGAUCGGGCUGCUGUAAAAGCCGCCGGUCGAAACAAGAGGAGAAAACGUUCGCUUACGCCAGAGGUAAUUCGAAAUCCGGCAUUGGAAGGUGAUCGGCAAUGUUUCGGUCCCGGUUGCAUUAUGACUGCACGACCCCAAUCAAAGUAUUGUUCGGAUGAGUGCGGUAUGAAAUUGGCCACAAGCCGGAUUUAUCAAGUAUUGCCCCAACGCAUCCAAGAAUGGUCUCUGAGCCCGGCCGUUGGCGAGGAACAAAACAAAAAAGCGCUGGAAUCGAUCCGUAUGAAGCAAGCGAUCGUUAGAGCUACACUCGCAGAGCUCGACAAACGACAUGCGGAGCUGGAUCUCUUGGUUGAACGGGCAAAGCGGUGCACGUUGGAUCCGAAUGCCUUGGAAAAUACCGACGUGGAGGAUGAGAUGUCCAUGUACUGUAUAACGUGUGGCCACGAAAUUCAUUCGAAAACCGCCAUUCGACACAUGGAGAAAUGCUUCAACAAGUACGAGAGCCAGGCAAGCUUUGGUAGCAUCUUUAAAACACGUAUCGAUGGCAAUUCUAUGUUUUGCGAUUUCUACAAUCCAGCAAGCAAAACCUACUGCAAACGCCUUCGUGUGUUGUGCCCUGAACACUGUAAGGACCCCAAGAUAAACGACACGGAUGUUUGCGGCUGUCCCUUAGUGCGAAAUGUAUUUCAAUUGACGGGUGAAUUCUGCCGAGCUCCAAAAAAAAAUUGCUUCAAACAUUAUGUGUGGGAAAAGAUUCGACGUGCUGAAAUAGACCUUGAACGCGUACGACAGUGGUUAAAAAUGGACGAACUGGUCGAGCAGGAGAGACAAAUCCGUCAGGCCAUGGCAUCACGAGCCGGAGUACUAGGACUUAUGCUACACUCAACGUACAACCAUGAUAUAAUGGAAAAGCUGUGUACUGGCAAGUUUUAGGCAUGCAUUAUGCUUAUUAUGCUGAAGGAAUAAUGUAAGGAAAUAUCUGAAUAUAUGAGUGUAAGGUAUUUUCUAAUCGAUUCUUACAUACUUCAUAUGAUCCAGCCAUCCAACGUUCAAUCGAACCACGCGUAUAUUUUUGAAGAGCUGACAAAACGUCCGAUAAGGUAAAAACUCACACAAAGCAUUUAUACAUUGACAGUCGCGUUCAGGGCACCCUUACGGUAUGAAAAUCAUUUCUACCGCAGAAAAUGAUCAUGUCGUAAUUCUGACGAGAUAAUCGUUAUUUUUUAUCUAUCGAAUAAGAUGUCCAUUUAGGCUCUGGUUUAAGAACUAAUCGCUCUAAGCCGUUACAGUAACUAAGAAUAAAACUCA
Messenger RNA from Anopheles moucheti, 1966 nucleotides. RefSeq names its product CXXC-type zinc finger protein 1 (gene Cfp1). The record is from RefSeq and is a predicted model, not a curated record. Gene Ontology annotation, biological process: positive regulation of DNA-templated transcription. The transcript is spliced from 4 exons. NCBI's taxonomy places the organism in Eukaryota, Metazoa, Arthropoda, Insecta, Diptera, Culicidae. Bases 146 to 1591 code for a protein of 481 amino acids. Gene Ontology annotation, cellular component: Set1C/COMPASS complex. Gene Ontology annotation, molecular function: zinc ion binding; DNA binding.